Rasamsonia emersonii CBS 393.64 is the source of this 2316-nucleotide messenger RNA. Its product is annotated as RNase L inhibitor of the ABC superfamily. The coding region runs from base 1 to 2316 and encodes 771 amino acids. Gene Ontology annotation, biological process: translational initiation; ribosomal subunit export from nucleus; translational termination. The record is from RefSeq and is a predicted model, not a curated record. Gene Ontology annotation, molecular function: ATP hydrolysis activity; iron ion binding; ATP binding. Lineage: Eukaryota; Fungi; Ascomycota; Eurotiomycetes; Eurotiales; Trichocomaceae. The transcript is spliced from 9 exons.
AUGUCCGACAAACUUACCAGAGUUGCUAUUGUCAAUAGCGACAAGUGCAAACCUAAGAAAUGUCGGCAAGAAUGCAAGAAGUCUUGCCCCGUGGUCCGCACAGGCAAGCUGUGCAUUGAGGUCACCCCCGAUUCCAAGAUCGCCUUCAUCUCGGAGCGUCUCUGCAUUGGAUGUGGUAUCUGUCCGAAGAAAUGCCCUUUCGGCGCCAUUCACAUCAUCAACCUGCCCACCAACCUAGACACGCAGGUGACCCAUCGCUACUCGGCCAACAGUUUCAAGCUCCACCGCCUGCCCAUGCCGCGUCCUGGCCAGGUCCUUGGUCUCGUGGGAACAAACGGUAUUGGGAAGAGUACUGCGCUGAAGAUCCUGAGUGGUAAACUGAAGCCCAACUUGGGACGAUAUGAUGACCCGCCCGACUGGGAGGAGAUUCUCAAGUAUUUCCGUGGUUCCGAGUUGCAGAACUACUUCACAAAGGUGCUGGAGGAUGACCUGAAAGCGGUUGUCAAGCCACAAUACGUCGACCAGAUCCCCAAGGCCGUGAAGGGACCAGUGAAGAAUGUUGGUGCUCUCAUCGAGGCGCGUGCCCAGAUGGACAACAUGGAUCAUGUGAUGGAUGUUCUUGAACUGAAGCAGGUUGCGGAUCGUGACAUUGGUCUUCUCUCUGGAGGAGAACUCCAACGUUUCGCCAUUGGUCUUGUGUGUGUGCAGCAGGCUGACGUCUACAUGUUCGAUGAGCCGUCUUCUUAUCUUGAUGUCAAGCAACGUCUUAGCGCAGCCCGUACGAUUCGAGAAUUGCUGCGCCCCGAUGACUACGUGAUCGUCGUCGAGCACGACUUGUCCGUCCUGGAUUAUCUGUCUGAUUUCAUCUGCGUGCUCUAUGGCAAGCCGGCUGUAUACGGAGUCGUCACUCUUCCCGCCUCCGUUCGUGAGGGUAUCAACAUCUUCCUCGACGGCCAUAUCCCCACGGAAAACCUGCGUUUCAGAGAGGAGUCUCUCACUUUCCGUAUUGCAGAAGCUGGGGAUGAAUUUAUGGUCGACAAGGGCCGUGCAUUCAGCUACCCCGCCAUGGAGAAGACUUUGGGCAACUUCCAUCUCAAGAUCGAUGCUGGAAAGUUCACCGAUUCGGAGAUUAUCGUCAUGAUGGGAGAGAAUGGAACGGGCAAAACGACCUUCUGUAAGCUGCUUGCCGGUGCAGAGAAACCCGACGGCAAUGUCUUUGUUCCCCGCUUGAACAUCAGCAUGAAGCCCCAGAAGAUCACGCCCAAGUUCCAGGGAACGGUGCGCCAGCUGUUCUUCAAGCGUAUCAAGGCCGCCUUCCUCAAUCCGCAGUUCCAGACAGAUGUGUACAAGCCUCUCAAGAUCGAUGACUUCAUUGACCAGGAGGUUCAGAACCUGUCUGGUGGUGAAUUGCAGCGUGUCGCCAUUGUCCUGGCUCUGGGUAUUCCGGCGGAUAUCUACUUGAUCGAUGAACCUAGCGCUUAUCUCGACUCUGAGCAGCGUAUUGUCGCGGCUCGAGUGAUCAAGCGGUUCAUCAUGCACACGAAGAAGACGGCGUUUAUCGUCGAGCACGACUUCAUCAUGGCAACGUACCUGGCUGAUCGAGUCAUUGUGUUUGACGGCAAACCGUCCGUUGAUGCUCACGCCAACGCGCCUGAGUCCCUCCUUACGGGUUGUAACAAGUUCCUUCAGAACUUGGACGUGACGUUCCGCCGUGACCCCAACAGCUACCGGCCUCGUAUCAACAAGUACCAGAGUCAGCUGGACCAGGAACAGAAGUUGAGCGGGAACUACGUACGUUCUUCUCCCUUUUAUUUUGCUGAUCUGAACUUCUCAUGCUACGAAACAACACCCACUGUAUUCUGUUUUUGGAAAAUGCUGACUGAUUCCCCAAACAGUUCUUCCUGGAAGAAGAGAGUUGAAAAGGGCGUCCUACACAGGUAUCAUCGCGGUCCUCACUGGGAUGAUGGACGCGACUCGUACAAUCGGCGCCACGGGUAUCGGGGUACAAAACACGGCGUUCGGUUCCUAGCAUUUUCCGGCGUUGGCAGGCGAUCGGGGUGCCGGUCAGGGAGGCGUCGUCACCUUGUCGGCCUGCCCGAUGAUGAGGCCGGGGGUGGCGAGGAUGACGAUGAGGAUGACAUCUUUGGCAAGGACAAUGGCAGACGGCGUGUCACCAUUUCCCGAUGUCGACCAUCUGUCGUCGUUGAUGUACUACAUGUAGGUUCAAAAAUUUGGGAGUUAUUUUUCAAGGUCAUGUGGACUCCAGAUAUCCAGCGCGCCAUACUUAGUCUCCUAAACGCUCGUUUCACGCAGUAA